AGUAGAGACCACACCCCAUCGUUUAGUCCCGCCUACACCCGGGACACAGACCUUUGUGAUUGGACGUCGGCUUCUGCUUUGAAGUCCCUCCUCUCAUGUCCACAGUAUGUGGACGAAGUGAGAGACUGAAUGCAAACAGACACACGGAGCGGGCGACACUGACGCACACCAGCACAUACUGCUCGGUUGCAGGGAUAUUUCUUCACUCGAGUCUUAUUUUGCAUCAGCAUUGACUAUUCUGGGUUGAUUCGACUUAACAGCUGUUUUGUUUUUUAAAGGAUUACAUAGCUUGAUAUUGAAAAGUCAAAAAAGGAUGACGUUUAUUCUUUUUUAGGGACAGUUUGGCUCGGACGCGUAAAACGCGCUUUGCGCACAAGCCCGUUUGGAUUAACCGCACUCGUCUUGCCAUAUGCUUGAAUUUUUGACAUGAUGACGUCUAGUAAUCUAUAAAUUCAUCCCUACAUCCGCAUCUCACAUGUUUCCGACACACAUUGCAAGCCGAUCCUGAUGAGAGAUCCCCCCAGUGGAGUUGAACCGCUUUUACGCAGCGAAACCCCGGAGCGCAGCGCACACACCGCCGAGGUCAGCGGCACCUCACAGCGGACAGGAGCGGAGAGGCACUCUGUUCUCACACCUACGUUCUGUCCUUCGCCCUCGGAUCCUUUGCGUCAAGCUAAAAGGCUUCCAAUCCGGAUAGUAAAGAUGUUGACGGCGCACAGCGGCCACUUACUGCACCCGGAGUAUCUCCAACCCCUCACCUCCGCUCCAGUCAGCAUUGAACUGGAUGCCAAGAAGAGUCCUUUGGCUCUCCUGGCCCAGACCUGCUCUCAGAUUGGCAAACCAGACCCUCCCUCAUCUUCCAAAUUGGCCUCCCUCUCCUCCAGUGGCUUGGGAGACAAGGAGUCUUCCAUCCGCUCAUCCAAGAAUGGAGAGCAGCACCAGUCCCUGGAGGACAAAUCAAGUUUCAAGCCUUACUCCAAGUCAUCAGGAGACUGUCGCAAGGAUGUUCUGGUGACAAAAGGGCCUUCAGACAAAGCAACUUUCAGGGUGCCAAAUGGAAGCUCCAAUGGUAGCAAUGGUUCUGUGUGUCCAUCUUUCCCUUCCCAUUCCCAGUCACCAACUUCCAGCUCUCCUCCUCUGCACACUCAGAGCCAAACUCAAAGACAAAGCCAUUCCCCCUCCACACAACCCCUGCCACACUCCCAGGCUUCACACAUAGACAACAAACAAUCAAACUCAGAACAGGCCAGCACAGACAACAGCAACAGUGCUGGGAAAAAAGACUCUGAUUCUGCCAAAUCAGGUAUGGAUGGGGCUCAAUUAGCCAAUUCCAGCCACAUCCGGGCCAGCGCCAACUCUAGCAAUGCCAGCUCUGCCAGCAGCCCAAGGCCUGAGAGUAAGACUGCAGACCCACAGGCCUCUACACAGGCAACAUUGGCACCUGGGCACAUCGCCCCGGUGUCUCCCUUCAAACCUGGACAUUCUGUCUUCCCUCUGCCUCAUGGCUCCAUGGGCUACCACGGCUCCAUUGUCGGGGCCUACGCUGGGUACCCGUCUCAGUUUGUGCAUGGUUUGGAUCCUACAAAGUCCACUUUGGGAAUGGGACUUACGGCCAAGCACCCCAGCUCCAGCCCAUUGACUGGAGCCUCGCCUCCAUCACUGAUGCAGGGCUUAUGCCGGGACCCCUACUGCCUGACUUACCCCAAUGCAUCCCACCUAGGAGGAAGUAACUGUUCCACAUGUGUUCAUGACCCGUCCAGUCUUAAGUCUGGUUUCCCCCUGGUAUAUCCCUCUCAUCACCUCCACUCCUUACACUCUAGUCCCCUCUCCUCCACCACCACACCAUCCCUUUCCCACCCUAUUUACACUUAUGGUUUCAUGCUCCCCAAUGAACCGCUGCCACAUGCCUGUAACUGGGUGUCUGUUGGGGGACCCUGUGACAAGCGAUUUGCCACAUCAGAGGAGCUUCUAGCCCACUUGCGUACCCACACAGCCCUACCAGGGAUGGUGGACAGUAAGCUGCUGUCAGCCUACCCUUCAUCUGUUUCAUCUUCAGCAUCCUGUCACCUUCACCUGCCUCCACACAGCAGCCCAGGUACUCUACCCAGUUCUUUCUCCCUCAGAGGCUCCCCAGGUCUAAGCCUAGCACGGUACCAUCCCUACAGCAAAUCCCACCUGCCUGGUGCGCCAGGUCUGCCCAUGCCCUCCCUUACAUCCUCUUCCGCCUAUUACUCCCCAUAUGCCCUCUACAGUCAGAGACUGGGCGCAGCCUCUGCACUUGGAUACCAGUGAUGUUCGUAGGGGCGUUGACGCCUACGGAUUUCAGGCACCAGCUUAGACUCUUCAGAGCGAGUGUACAAACUGGGGUCCGGGUCUUCGUAGGGCAUCACUGCUGCCAGGACAAGCACCUGUUAGCUUCGGGAUUGAGAAUGACUCUCUAAAGGCAACAGAGCAGCUGACGGAUUGUCUGCAGCACAGAACUUACAGAACAAACUCCAGUAUUUGGUGUGAAGCAGAGCUUGAACAUUGGGGAAAUUGUGUUGUCUUUUUUAAAUAACUUUUGGUUGCUUUUUGCUAUUCUUUUUCUAAAUUUGUCAGAAUUGAAAGUCUAUACUGUAUUUAUUUUCACUCAAGCGCUUGGUUUUCAUCUAUGGGGGAGGUAAAAAAAAUAUGCUGUCCAAAUGAGUAUAUAUGUGAAAAGAUAAUGAUGAAAGUAUAGUUUCUUCAAUGCCUAUUAAACACUUUACAAAUAAAAACCCUGCACAUAGAUGGAUUUUAUUCUGGGGAUUUUUGUUUUUUCUUACUCUCUGCUGUUGUUUUUCUCCUCUGGAUACUCAACUGUACAUUCAAACUCUGCAUGUCUGUAAGAAAUCCUUAAAAAUGUCAUUAUUUUUAUUUGUAAAUAAGCAAAGAUGUCAUAUUUUUUCAGUCUUUGUCAGCAAUUUGGGCUCAAUGAUGCGGGUGUUACAAAGAUAAAAUUAAAAAUGGUCUUAAAUAAAAAAAGGUAAAUGAUGGCUGUGCUAUCCAAACAACAGGGAGGGUCCUAUUUUGUUUAAUAAAUAAUACAUGAUUCUGA
Messenger RNA from Cynoglossus semilaevis (tongue sole), 3076 nucleotides. It is a transcript of the gene znf703, whose product is annotated as zinc finger protein 703. Gene Ontology annotation, cellular component: nucleus. NCBI's taxonomy places the organism in Eukaryota, Metazoa, Chordata, Actinopteri, Pleuronectiformes, Cynoglossidae. The coding region runs from base 508 to 2292 and encodes 594 amino acids. Gene Ontology annotation, biological process: negative regulation of DNA-templated transcription. The record is from RefSeq and is a predicted model, not a curated record. The transcript has 2 exons.